This is a messenger RNA of Anguilla anguilla (European eel), 6535 nucleotides long. RefSeq names its product reticulon 3 (gene rtn3). The record is from RefSeq and is a predicted model, not a curated record. Gene Ontology annotation, cellular component: postsynaptic density; neuron projection. Lineage: Eukaryota; Metazoa; Chordata; Actinopteri; Anguilliformes; Anguillidae. Gene Ontology annotation, biological process: brain development; neuron differentiation; endoplasmic reticulum tubular network formation. The transcript is spliced from 9 exons. The coding region runs from base 280 to 3828 and encodes 1182 amino acids.
UCUCUCUCUCUCUCGCUCUCUUCUGGACUGGGCCCGCCUUGUUCCACUCUCUAGCAGGUUCAAAACGCAAGCUAACGCAUCAGAGCAGGGCUUGUGCGAAUGUGUGUGUAGGUUUCGCAGGCAGUGCACCAGUUGGCAUUGCGUCUCACCCGAGGAGGGGGAAUACGAGGAAGGAAGCGUUACGAAGGAGAUUAGCGAUUCAGAUAUAAAAUAAAAUUCACAAAUUAGGUUCUUGUUGUUCUUGCCGCAGCAACAGCGCAUAAUUUAAACCGUACAAAAAUGGCAGAUCCAAUGACCCAGUCUGCACAGAUCUCCUCGUCUGAGGGACUUGUCGAUGGAAAGAACUCAUCUUCCUCGUCCAAAGACUCUAAGUUCUCCGAUUCCUUUCUUUCCUCUUCGCCUGUAUCUCUCAUUCAGUCUCCUCAAGACCAAAGUGUGAUGCCUUCAGAAGGCGUGGCCACAUCUCUUUGUUUUCCCCCUCAAGCCUCAGCGCCAGCGAGCACUGCGGCAGAUCAUUAUGUCAAGGAUCAGAGCAAGAAAGUGGAAGUCCACGGGUUUGCAUCCAGCUCCGUUGGACGUUCCAAUGUGGUGCCACAGGGCUUCCCCGGAGGCACCUCUUCGAACCCUGCUACCCUAGACCAGGACUCCCCUGUCGUGACUUCCCCUGUCUCUGAGCGAAUCAAAGCUCUCGAAGCCCUGGCGGCAAAGCAGAGCGAUGGAGACACCUGGAACGAUGGAGGUUUCCUCCUCUUCAAGGAGCGCCACUAUGAGAAAACUCAAACGGAUGUAAAGGUAGAGUUUUCCACCGCCACUCAGAUGAAGGAAGCCACCCCAGGACAGGACUCCCCUGAAUCUCCCUUUGAGGUCCUUGGGGACACAAAGCAGGGGGGUGAAUUUGAAGACACCAUGGACUGGAUGCGAGCUCACCUUCCUCCGGCACCUGACUUUGGAUCCGGAAUCCCUGAUCCAAAAGUUGGCAAAGAAGCGUCCGAUUUCCCAUCUGUUUCUCCCCGAUCAGGAGAAGCUGUAGCCUCUGCAGGAGUGAUAGAAGUAGGUGUGCCUGAUGCAUUCAUGGACUCUCCAACUGGAGCAUCCAAGCCUACAGGUCCAUUUAUUGUGCCGGGGAAGCAGUCGAGUGUAGAAGAUGAUUCUGAAUUUGACCUCCGCUUUUUGCCCACUGCUUAUGUCUGGGAAAAACCAGAGAAAAUAGCUGAAGAGCUCCAAGGGCCUCCCAGCCAUGCCAUUGUCCAGGAACAGGAGCCUCCUGCCCCCCCUGCUGGAUUUGAUUCCCCCCCUCCCCCUUCUCCUCCAACCUCUCAACUAACAGCUACAGAGGUCAAGUACACCCCAUUAGGUGAUGGCUUUGAGCCUGCGGAAAUCCUUGAUGUUGACAGCUCAGGGGAAUCAGAGGAUACGGUGACUGAGGACACUGCCCCUGUUUCUGCGCUUGCAUCAAGUGCAACCUCUACAGAGGUUGCCUCCGCAGCCCCUUCCCCGCCAACUGAUGGGAAAGAAACGCAACUGACUAAGGCAGAGCAUUCCUUGCCAGCCCAGCCAGAGAAGCAGACAAUACUGGUGCCCAUAAUUAAUGUGAUUGAGACGGAGGAACAAGUGUGCAGUGAUGAUGAGGUGGAGCAGGUAGAGGAGGACGAAGGCUAUCCGGUUGUCGACGACCCCGUUAAAGAGGGACCUCAACACACUGACCAAAAACCAGAAGUGCCCGAGUCGGCAGCACGUGAUCACACGGCACCUGUUUCAGAGGUUGCUCUUGGACCCUCUGAUAUCUGCACCUUUGAUGCCACAUCCCAAGAGGAUAGUCCUCCAGCAUCUAUGACCCAUACUGAUGCCAAGACCUCACCUCAACACCAGUCUGCCAAAGAGGAGUCUCAUGUUAGCAGGCCUCCCUCUGCUGUUCCGGCUGCACGUUCAGAGGAUACCGCACAGGAUUCUCCUGCGUCAAAAGAGCCAGAAUUGGAUGCCCUGCAGGGGGAACCUCUAACCUCGGAGAAAAUGCAAAUACAGAAUGAGCCGCCAGCAAAGUCUUCCAUUCAAGCAGCAGAAACUGCGGAUGAAAAAAUUGCGGAGCGAUUGACUGAUCCAGUCGACCAUUUUGAAACCCAGCCUGGCUUCCUUGAUUCUUGUUCCAAUGAUGAAGCUGCACAGCAUGCUUCAUCUGACUUACCCACCUCAUUAACUGAGAAACCCAUUAAUGAUUCCAUAAAGGAGGAUGUUUUACAGUUUUCCUCUCCACUGGUAGAGCCAAGCAGAGCACUAGGCAGUUCUGAGGCUAAUGAAUAUGUUCAACUAACUGCAGAGAAAUCUGUUACAGAGACCCCUGCAGCAAUGCAAGAGGGUAAAUCAGUGGACAAACAUUAUAACUUGGAUACUGAAACCAAAAUUGGCUCAUCUGAUUCUCAACCCCAGAGCCACAUUGAGCCAAUGGUUCCACAAAUGAAUGUCUCCUCUGAGAAUGCCACUGCAAUGACCUUAACUGAUCUUGGAGAUGUUGGCGCCAAAGAUUCUGAAGAACCUCAUCCCAAACCUGUUGGAGGACAGCCGUCCCCACGAGACUUCAACCAAGAUCCAUUUUCUUGCCUCUGGAGUGAACCCCAAGAUGUCACCCAGAAGGUGCUGGAGUCGAACAUGGAUGCCUCAGAUGAAAUAACUUCAGAGGUUAAAUCCCUCCAUAACGAGUCGGCAAGCAAGAGUGUUACUGAUGUCUCACCUCAUACAGAGUCUGGCAUGAUGGCCAGGGUUGUGGAAACUAAAGCUGAUGAGAACUCACCAGAGACGACGAGCGACCCCGAGAGCAUAGAGCCGGAGUGUUCUGUGACAGCCGCUACUGACAGCUUUGUGGAGUUCAUGAGGGAGUGCCUCAAGUCAAGACAGGGGGAGGAAGAGCCAGAGGAGCUCAGCCACCACCUUGGAGAUGAACAUAAGUCCCCCAAGAUGGGUGUCCCAUAUUCCAAGUCGCCGCCAGCUAUCGCUUUUGAUGUAGAGCAGGAGCACCUCACCAUUCGUGCCCUGAAAGAACUAGGUGACAGCCAAGAGGAGGAAGAGCAAGACAAGGUGCUUCCUCAGUUUGCCUCUAAAACACAAACCCCUGUCGGCCCUACUCCACUGCCCCCUUCUCCCCCUUGUGAACCUCCAUGCGAAAUGUCUGCGUCCAAAAUGGCGGAGGAAGUGGACAUGUGGGUGGCAGAGGCUUACCAUCUUGCAGAGCAUGUCUUGGCUGCAGUACUAACCCACUUGUCAGUCCGGGACCUGGUGUACUGGCGGGACCCCAAGAAGUCGGGCGUGGUUUUCGGCACGUCCCUCCUGCUCCUGCUGUCCCUGGCGGCGUUCAGCGUGAUCAGCGUGGCGUCCUACCUGCUCCUGGCCCUGCUCUGCGUCACCAUCGCCUUCCGCGUCUACAAGUCCGUCGUCCAGGCCGUGCAGAAGUCCGGCGAUGGGCACCCCUUCAAGGAGCUCAUGGACAAGGACGUCAGCAUUGCCCCCGAGACGUUCCGCAAGCACGUGGACUCCUGCCUGUCCCACGUCAACCGGGCCCUCAAGCACCUGAGCCGCCUCUUCCUGGUGGAGGACCUGGUGGACUCGCUCAAGCUGGCAGUGCUGAUGUGGCUGAUGACCUACGUGGGGGCGGUCUUCAACGGCAUCACCAUCCUCAUUCUGGCGGACGUCCUCCUCUUCACCGUGCCCUUGGUGUAUGAAAAGAACAAGACCCAGAUUGACCAUUAUAUAGAUGUGGUCCGUACCCAGUUCAACACCAUUGUUUCCAAGCUGCAAGAGAAACUCCCCGGUGCGGCCAAGCGCAGCAAAGUGGAAUAAAGCCCCCCUCUGCUUUGUCCCCCGCCACCUCCGACACCGCCGUUGCCCCUUAUCUAGACCCCCCGCCCCUCCUUAACUCCCUCCCCAAAUUCGGUCCACACCGUUACCCUGGACACACCCUCCGACUCGAACUCGGCCCACCGACGCACUGAACCAGCUACUAAGAAAACCGCUACUCAGAUACUCAGCAUAACCGCGCAAGCUUGCAAAGCAGUAGGACAGGAGCUGUGCCCAGCGAGGGAGUGUCGCGCGUAGCGCGCCGCGAAAUUGAAACGGUGGUGCGAGAGCUAGAUUGAACCCGUGGCCUCUGGUUUUAUAGGUCAGAUUUGGCCGCUCAGCAGCUCAAGAGAAAUGGCGGAAGCCAUUUUCUCAAAAAGCAAAUGUCUGUACGGAACACAUUUCAGGCUAUAGGAGCAACUUAUAAACGAAAAAUAAUAUAGGAAUGUCACGCUCUGGGGUCUAAUUUACGAUUAGCAUUCAUCCUGGCGGUCUGUUGAUGAUUAGAACAGUUGUGGGAGGUAAAAUUUGGAAAAAUGUCACCAGUUUGUCCUCACAGCGAAUUACAAGCAAAGUAUUUUUUUUCUUCUUUUUUUUUUUUUUUUUUUUUGAAGUUUGGAAUGCCUUAAGGUUCUCUCCGCUACUAAUUGGCUAUUCGGCCUCUCUGUCGUUUCCUGUGUUCGUCCUGAAGGCAUUUUUUUUUCGUAAAGUUUGUUUUCUGCAAUGCACUGAAUGUUUGGCACGCCACACGUGGGUGGGAUUAAAAUAAGAAAUAAAUUCGAAAAUUAAAAAAAAGCACCAAAGUGAACCAGCCAUAAUAACUUGGUCUAGUUCGCCCCGUUUGUUUUGGUGCAUUUUUAAAAAUGUGUUUGUAAAUAAGACUAAAACAGGCUUUCAGCUGUAAUGAAUCUAAGAAUCUGCUGUCGCUUUUCUCAAAGAUCACUUGUGGUGGUCAUACUUGUUUUAGUCGCACAUGUUUCCAAGUCAGUCUCCCAAGUCGUUGAUUAUUAUGAUCUGCUUCAUUAUUAUGAUUACUAUUAUUAUGAUUGCUACUGUUAAUAAGAUAACUGCUUUUGACUGCCCAGCUUUUGACUUUUGCUACAUAGAGAGAAAUCUAUAGCUAACCGCUUCAAAACCUCCCAGUGAUCUCUGAGGAUAUGGGGUCAGAACUAUGGACAGAUUGUCUGUGGCAUCAACUCUGAAUCAGAACCAGGAAGCUACGCUGGUGUAUAGCUAAAGGCUUGGUCCUGUGUACCGAUGUGUGGAAGGUGGAAGGGAUUUCUGGUGUAAAAUGUUUACCCUUGCCUUUGCUGAAACCAUAUUUAGGUCCUUUUAGAUGCUCUCUGUUUUGUAAUUUUAAUAAUGUUCUGGUAAUUUGCAUAGUUUUUUCUUUUUUUUGUGAUUUGCUCAGAGUAGUAUUUUUAUUUUUAAGUAGGAAACCACAAGUAAUUUGUAAUUGGGCUGUUCCCAAGAGUAAGGACUAAUGUCGACACCACACUGUUUGUUUUCCUUGUGAUUUUUUGAAGGGUGAUGUUUGGUAAAGAUUUCAAGAUGAAUUGCAUAUGGCGGUAGGCCGAGAGUGUUUAUAUGGAUGGGUUCCUUCUGCAUUUCAGGAGAAUGCUGGUGGUUUGGGUAAAGAGUCCGAUUAAAGCUAUGGGUUAAUGGUUAUUUUCGGAUUGCUUCAGCAAGUUAAUGUGGUUUGCGAAGGUCUGACUACCUUUUCCUAGCGAUGUUUAUAGAACAUUCCACCUAACGCUUGUGAACCUCAAUAGUGCUGGUCCCCCUUGUCAUGGUCUGUCUGUUAAGAUGUGAAGUCAUACCUUUGUAUGGUUGUGCACCCCUGUCCUUCUGUCAAGUUCUGGAAAACCAGUUCCGUUGGAGACUGAGUUCAAACUGGAUUGUGACAUCACAAUGAGCUGGGGGCUUCUGGGUUUGCUCCCAGAAUUCAGGAUAUUGUAGUUUGUUUAGGAUCAUUAUCAUCACAGACACACAUACACAUACACACACACACACACACAGACACACUCACACACUUACACACAGACGGGUAUGUUCAUGCACACACUCAGUUGUGUGCAUUCACACACUGGAAAGAGUUUGAUGUCUCAUCUGUGUUUGUCGUAUUGAUGCUGGGCUAACCUUUCUCAGACCAGACUUUUCAACAGAAGAUCACAGGUGGUGCUUGUGAAGGUUUGUCUUGGUUCCAGUGCAUAGACAGUAUCUUUUUUUUCAUUAAUUGCUUUUGGGGAUUGUUACAAGAUGAGAAAAUAAUGCUACCUGUGUUUGUUUUUUGUUUUUUUGUAAUAUAAAUAACAAUCGCAGACCUCUUUACGUUGUCUAGAUGCUGUUUCUUAGUUGUCGCUGUAUUCUCUUGCGAACUCAAAAAAAGAUGACUAAACUGAGCACUACACUGAAUUGAAACUGGAGCUUACAUUUUUUUCUUGGUUUCCUUGUAGCCUAUAGCUUUUAUCCUUUAGUUUAUCUUUUUUUUUUCUUUCUUUUGGGUGAUGUCGGAGGUUACUUCCUCUGCGGAAGCCUUUGAUUCUUUUUCUCUGGGUAGCCGUGUGUUCCUUACACCUGAGCUCUGCUUGUUAGGCAUCCAUUUUCCUCACGUCCAGGAUCGUUGGAGUGAAAGGCUAUGCGAAACGGAAAUAAUACUAUGUGGUCCUUGUACUGAUGUUACAGUGAUAUUAAUAAAAAUGUCAAAGGA